AUGACCCCCGAGCGAGACGCGUACCUCCGGCUCGGCAAGACUCUCACCGAGCGGCAUUCGGACCAGCUAGCCAUCCAGCUUUCUGUGUUCCAGUCUGCCCUCAUAAACUUCGGCGUGGAGCACGGCGAUGCCAUCCGCAACAACGCCGAGUUCAGACACAAGUUCACGCAAAUGUGUGCGCUGAUCGGCGUGGACCCGUUGGAGCUUCUCAUCAUGACCGACUCGCGGGCCAAGAAAACCGACGGUUUCUUCGUGGGGCUUGGUGUGCGGAUGGUGGAAAUCUGCCAGGAGACAAGGAACAUAAACGGCGGCCUCAUAUCGUUCAAGGAGCUCCACUCGAGGCUCCAGGAGUCCGUCAGCGUGCCUCUCGCGGUGUCGGAGGCAGAUGCUCAGAAAGCCUUGGACUCGUUGGUCUCCUUGGGAAAGGGAUACGAGACGCUUUCGAUCAACAACAAGCAGUGGAUCAAGUUCUUGGGGCCCACGGGCUCGCAAAGCAUCUCGAACGACCAGAAGAAGGUGUACGAGCUCUGCGAGUUCAUGGGAGGCCAUGUGACCUACCGCUUGCUACGGGACAACUUUGGCUGGGACAAGGUGCGCACUAACACUGUUGUUGAUGAAAUGAUUAUGAACGGCUUUCUCUGGGUCGAUGCCCAGGGCCCCGGGGGCGCGACUCAGUUUUGGGAGCCCUCGUGGAUCUCAAAGACGGAAUAA
Metschnikowia bicuspidata var. bicuspidata NRRL YB-4993 is the source of this 711-nucleotide messenger RNA. It is a transcript of the gene VPS22, whose product is annotated as ESCRT-II subunit protein. Gene Ontology annotation, cellular component: ESCRT II complex. Gene Ontology annotation, biological process: protein transport to vacuole involved in ubiquitin-dependent protein catabolic process via the multivesicular body sorting pathway. Bases 1 to 711 code for a protein of 236 amino acids. Lineage: Eukaryota; Fungi; Ascomycota; Pichiomycetes; Serinales; Metschnikowiaceae. The transcript has a single exon. The record is from RefSeq and is a predicted model, not a curated record.